CAUAUGCAUAAGUGAUUACGCUACCUUCCAAAUUCAAAGCUCAAAGUUCAAACCAUACCCAUCAAUUUCUCACCAUAACUUCAAGCAAAGAAACAUGCAAAAGAGAGUACAAUCCUCUUCAUCAAAUUACAACAACAUUAUCAUUGGUCCUCAGUAUUGUGUUCCUCAUUAUCUUGACCUAUCAAUUAUGAGAAAGGUCACAACAUUAAAUGAUGACUUCACAAUCACAGAUACUAAUGACAAAAUCUUUUUCAACCUUAAUUCUUCUAUGAUAUCUCUCCAUGAUCAUCGUCUCUUACUUGAUGCUACCGGAAAAUCCGUCGUCAUGACUCUCCGACGAAAGGUAAUGAAAGGACACGAUCGAUGGGAAGCUUUUCGAGGUGAAAGCACGGAGCUUAAAGAUUUAAUAUUUAGUGUAAAGAGAUCACUCAUGUUUCAAACAAAGAUCAAAUUAGAUGUGUUCUUAGCUAGUAACAUUAAAGAAAAUACAAGUGAUUUUAAGGUCAAAGGAAGUUGGUUUGAAAGAUCUUGUGUUGUUUAUGCUGGUGAUUCUCACAACAUUGUUGCACAAAUGCAUAAGAAGGACAGUGUUCAAAGUGUUGAGUAUGGGAAAGAUAAUCUCAUGGUUAGAGUGUAUCCUAAUGUUGAUUAUGCUUUCAUUGUGGCAGUGAUUUUGAUUCUUGAUGAAAUUAAUCAAGACAAAAUAAGACAACAACACUAGGGAUUACUAGGUUGUAGUUAUAAAUCCUAGUUGCAAUUCAGAGAGUUGAUUGAUACUCGGAAUUACUAGGUCUCUUUUUGUUAAAAGGGUUUAAAAAAAAGAGUUGUCUAUUUGUUUACUACCUUUUUCUUAGUGUAAAGAUAAAUUUUCAAAAUUCUUCUAAUGUAUUAUUUUACCCUUUCUAUUAUUGUCUUCUUUGUAGAGAUUUUUUUUUAGAAUAUCUUAAUACAUCCCUUGAAUAUCUUAGGUAUUUUAGGAAAUUUCAAUAAUGCCCUAAGCUUUUAUAGAUGUAUUUAUGAAAGUGUUUUUUUUUUUUUUAAAUUUGGUUUUUUCCACAGGUACAUCUACGGAAGCGUUAAACCCAUAGUAAAUGUUGGGAAAAUUCUAAUUAUUUCAGUUCAGCAAUUCUUCUGUAGGUACAUCUACGGAACGCGUUAAAAACAGAGUAUUCCGUAGAUGUAUUUACAGAACAUUUUGCUAUAUUUUCAAGUCAUAUGCAUUUCACUCAAAACUCAAUUUUUAUAACAUCUUUGAAAAAUCAAAUUAUAGUGAAUUAAAGUAAUGCAAUUUAAAGACAAUAGUAAAUAGUACACACAAAAAAAUACACCGUAUAAAUCGUGGGGCAUAAUGUAGAACUUCUGGGGAUCCCUAUCCUAAAAUUUUCCAAAAAAAAAAAAACAUUGUUAAUAAUAAGAAAAGUUAGAAACAAUUAAUCAAAAAAUGAAGAAAAAAAAGUAAUAAGUAAUA
Molecule: messenger RNA, 1468 nt
Organism: Vicia villosa (hairy vetch)
Lineage: Eukaryota; Viridiplantae; Streptophyta; Magnoliopsida; Fabales; Fabaceae
Product: protein LURP-one-related 15-like
Exons: 3
Coding region: 95-721 (208 amino acids)
Source: RefSeq, a predicted model, not a curated record